This is a messenger RNA of Taeniopygia guttata (zebra finch), 5537 nucleotides long. RefSeq names its product decaprenyl diphosphate synthase subunit 2 (gene PDSS2). The record is from RefSeq and is a predicted model, not a curated record. Gene Ontology annotation, molecular function: prenyltransferase activity. Lineage: Eukaryota; Metazoa; Chordata; Aves; Passeriformes; Estrildidae. Gene Ontology annotation, biological process: ubiquinone biosynthetic process; isoprenoid biosynthetic process. Gene Ontology annotation, cellular component: mitochondrion; transferase complex.
CGCCGCCGGGGGGAACGCGGGGCACGGGCAGGGCCGGCCGGGACACAGCCGGGCCGCUCCUCCGGCAGCGGGACUCGUCCGCGACCGCUGGGCGUGUGCGGCCCCGCCGGGGCUCGUAGUGGGAGAGCGGAGCGUCCCCGGGGAGGCGGCAUGUGGGGUGCCGUGCUGCGGCGCGGGGUGCGCGGCGCCGGCGGGCUGCGGUGCCUGUCCUCGGGCGGCCCGCCCUGGAGCCAGGUGGUGUCGGAGGCCGAGAAGAUCGUGGGCUACCCGACGUCCUUCAUGAGCCUGCGGUGCCUGCUGAGUGACGAGCUCAGCAACAUCGCCAUGCAGGUCCGCAAGCUGGUGGGCACCAAGCACCCGCUGCUGGACACGGCCCGGGGUUUUGUGUACGAUAGCCGAAACAAUUUACAGAUGCGAGGUUUGGUCAUACUGCUUAUUUCCAAAGCUGCUGGACCCAGCACAGCAGAGCUCUCUUUCCAGCACGACAUGGUCAGUGGAAUUUAUUCCAGUCAGAGAAGUCUGGCUGAGAUUACGGAGCUGAUCCAUACUGCCUUUCUGGUGCAUCGUGGCAUAGUAAACAUUGGUGAGCUCAAGUCCUGCGAUGGCCCACUGAAGGAUAUGCAGUUUGGGAAUAAAAUGGCUGUUUUGAGUGGAGAUUUUCUUCUAGCAAAUGCUUGCACAAGCCUUGCACAGUUGCAGAAUACCAAGGUUGUAGAACUCAUUUCAAGUGCUAUUGGUGACUUAGUUCAAGGGAUAUAUUAUGAAAACUCAAAAUCAUCUGAGGAGAACUGCCUCACAGAUGACAUUGGCAUAUCUAGGUGGAAGGAGCAGGUUUUCCUGUCGCACAGUGCCUUGCUGGCCAAGAGCUGCCAGGCUGCAAUGGAGCUAGCAAAGCACAGCGCUGAGAUCCAGGACAUGGCAUUCCAGUAUGGGAAGCAUAUGUCUAUGAGUCAUAAGCUACAUUCGGACCUGCAGCCAUUUGUUAAAGAAACUUCUAGUGACACCAUGGCCUUCAGUUUGAAUUCUGCCCCUGCAAUCCUUCAUCAGGAAUUCCGUGGAAGGGAGGCAUGGCUUAAACAGAUUAGAGAGGCACAAGGAAAAGGAAACAUUGUGGACUAUAAGAAGCGCUGUAUUUGCUACUUCCCUCUAAUAAAGGCAGACCUGAACUAAGUAGCUUUACUGGAAGUAGCUGGGACACCUUGAAACUCUUAAAGGGCUGCAGGAGAUGGCUGACAAGGUUCCCCUGGUUAAAUACUGGAGCACAGCACGCUUGUGGUAGAGAGAGAUGACACUGUGUUCCCAGCUCACUGAGCAUGGCCUGACUUGUUCUGAGUCCUAAGCAGAUCAUGAAAUCCAAUCAGUUAUCUCCAGCAUCAGUAGGAAAUAAUACAUAAAUUACUGAGCUACAUGCAUGAUUGAGAAUUACUUCUUGAAGUGGGGCCUGAAGAGUGUUACAGCUCUGACUGAUUGCUGCUCAUAUGGAAGGCUACAUAAGUACGGGUCAGAUUAUUGUAAUUAUUCUGCAUUAUGAAAAAUUGCAAUUUGGAUUAUUAAAAAUCCUCUCUGCCCUUCCUUCCUCUUAAAAUGGCAGAAGGAUCUCAACUUACUUUGCCAUUUAAAAUAAUUGUGUUUUUAGGAUGUUCUCUACACCAGUCACAAUUGUAUCAGUUUUCUUUCUUCUAAAUCCCCAGUGAGAGCACCAAAUUUGUUCUUCAGAUGUCUCUCGGGGACACUCCUGUGAAUGUUUAAGCUAGGUUACUUUUGCAAGUCCAGAAUGAGUUUUCUCCCUUUAAUUGUUAUAAUUGUGAUCCAGAGUUGUCAUUUCCACAAAUCCACAGAGUGUAAUUUCCAUACUUGGAAAAAAAAAAAGCAAAGGGGAAAGAAAAGCGUCUAAAUUGGCUUUCCUAAACGUUUGUCAGACUAUUCUGUAUUUUAACUGAAAUUAUUUCAGAUCUUGGAUCCUUCACAUGAAAUUUAAAAACUUACAUUAUGCUUAGGCAACUUGGACACUUGAAUAAAAGGUAAAGAAGUAGAGAAAGCCCUUCAACUUUUGUAUUUUGAGCAAUGGACUUCUGCCAGAAGGCACAUGGUUUUUUCUGGAUUUGGGUAAUUAUCUCUUGCGCAAGUAAUGAUAUUAUGAGGUGAAUGAUAGUGAAAAAUUGUGCAUGAUUUUUGUGAGUUCAAACAACUUCCACCUUUUUUUUUUUUUUAGCAGUCAGUUUCAAAAGCUUGGCUAUCGUGUCCCACUACUUUGCUAUAUUUGUUAGUUUAAAGUAAAAGUGGUUGUUAGUUAUAUCUAUGCUAAAUCAACUCAGGAACCUGCAGCUGUCCCCAGCAGAAUGACUUGACCAGCACAUGCACACAGCCAAUUAGAGGGCAUGUUGUGCUGUACAAAUUAGGGGGGUUUUUUUGCUUUUUUUUGCUUUUUGCUUUUUUUUGUUGUCUUUUCUCUUGCAUCACUAGAGCCAGUGCUUUGCACAUUGCUCAGUCUUUUCUUCUGAGCAUCACAGUCCCUUCUCAUCUUUCUAUUCAGUUGAUGCAGUUACUUUAAUGUUCCUAAUCAAAUCUGGGAGGUUGUUUCUCUUUGAGCCUCCAAAUAUCUCCUCUUUAAUUUUGUAAAAUCAAAGAUCACCAAAACUAGCUGUAGAACUUCUGAAAAUUUCAAUUAUUUUUCUUCUCUUAGUUUUUAUUAUGAACUUCAGUGUGCCACUUAAUUGAGAUAAAAAUAUUAUUCCUUAGUUAAACUCAUAAAUAUACGUAUACAAAAGUUGUUAGCCUACUUAAGAAGUUUUACCUUGCUUGCUGCACUUUCAAUUAAAAUAAUGUAAGUAAAUUUGAGAAAUUGAGAUCCACACAUUUAAUGUGCCUUCCUAAAAGGCAAAAGUCUUAAUUCAAUUUUGAGACUGCUUAAGAAUUCUGAAUUUUUCUUUUGAUGCAUGUUAUAUUAAAAUGGUACCCCUGAUUUUUUUCACUGACAAAAAAUACCUGUAUUGUACUAGCAUGUUUGAUGAGGUCUCUGACACGAAUAUAUAGACAUUAAAUGCUUUCUGUUAAUUUGAUUAGGUCUGAGACGGUCAAGUCAAAAAGGUCACUAUGUUUUGCAAAAUUUUUUGGGGAUUUAUCAUCCCAGCUUUGUUGAAUCUUUUUAUCAGAAGGAUUUUUUAUAUUGUAUGUAUUCUGAAUGUAUAUUUUUUCACAUUAGUAUCUUGAGUGUUUCACUCUGUUUUUUUCUAUGCUAUCACACUGCAUCCAGAGAAAUUAUUGAUCCAUCAUUGUGGUGUUUGAAAGUCUCUUCCAGAGAUGAAAAAAUUGUUUCAGCUGUUUUUGUGGUGUUUCUCAGAUAAUAAAAGGGAAAGUACCAAUGCAUGUAAGGGACAAAUUUAUUGUAUGUAAUUGAAAGAAACAGCAACUUCCCUGUCCCCCUCAUUUGUACGUGGCAGAAAUUUCAGGCUUCUUAAAAUCAAGAAGUUUUUAUCCAUGUUACACAUACCUUGCGUGCAAGAUAAGCUGCAUAAUACUCAAACAACAAAUUGAGAUUUUUCAAUUUAAUUGUUACCACUUGAUAACAUUAAUUAAAAACUCUCUGCUAAAGCUAAGGCCUUAAUGGUGCUUACAUUAUAGAGGCUUGUUAAAGGAGUGUAACAAAGGUCCAGCUAGUAGCAGAAAUGAGUAAGCUAGGAGUAAUUCUUGUUUUUUGGCCAAGGCUCUAGAAAAAUUAUAAUAUAAUACUAAAUAAAUAAAAAAAAAAUCUUGUAUUUUGCAAUUGAUGACUGCAAUGAUUUGUUACUUUUCUAAAUGCAAUAUUCAGAAAAGAUAAAUUAAGUCAAGUGAGAGAGAACAUAGCAAAAUUUUUUUUUUUUUUUUUUUUUUUUAAUGUAGCCCUGUCCAUUUGCUCUACUGUCUGUUAGAGAGGCCUUUCAUCCAAACUGGCAUGGAAAGCAUGGCAUAGUCUGGGGUAGUGUGCUAUGACAUCCUUUCUUGGUUUGUACAUGAGAUAUUGUGCACUACGUCAGCACCAGGAGCUGAGUUUGCACAGUGCUGGAAGGCAUGAGUCAGGAUGGGGUGGAUCCAGCUGUUCAUACACUGCAUGGCACUAAAGUCUUGACUUCCCAUAUGGUAGGAAAGAGAGAAGGAAAAUGGGAAAGGUCACAUUUGGUCAUGAGGAGGUUUCUCAGUGGCAGCCUACUGCCAUGCUGCUAAUAAAUAACAAUAGCAUGGUACCAGCCAGAGGGGCCAGCCCCAGCCAGAGGGGCCAGCCAGAGGUGUGGGCUGCCCUUGCCCACCCCACUGCCGCCUGCCACAGUGCGUGCAGCCACCUUGUGCGGUGCUGGCUGCGGGUCUGCAGCCUCGUGGUGUAAGGGACAGGGAUCCCAUGGCUUUGUUAACAUGCCAGGGAGUCAUCAUGAGCUGUGUCAUGGGACUGUAGGCCACUGGCUGCUCUCCCUCUUGCUUCUGAAAUGCAGCAAAGAGUUAAAAACAGAGGGUUGUGUGUAGAUGCUUAUGUUCCAUGUUGGCUUUACAUGAAGAUUUAUCUUGUUUGUUUUGGAGCAACCACUGUCAUUAGUUCCUUUUGUUACAUAUAGUAAAAAACACAGCAUAGUCAGUGAUUUAAUGAAGAUGGGGCUUUUUAGAUGUGUUAGUAGUAUUACAAAAGCAUCUAAAACCAUUCAGAUGAAGCAAUUUUCUUAUUUUUUGGAAUUAAUAUCUGAAUUAUCAAGGUGCAUAUCCAGUACCAACAAUCAGUUGCAUCUUUGUUUGUAAUCAGUGGGUAUUUUCUUGCUUCUUUGGGGUAAGAAUCCAGCAUAACUUUUGUUUCACUAAAGCAAAUAAUAUGUUUUAACAUAAAUAUGAAGAUGAUUGCAUGUGUGUGCUAAUAUGACAAUUAACAAAGACUGUUUGCAUUAGUGGGAUUUAAGAAAAUGGUAAUUUUGGGUAAAGAUUCUUCACUACUGUCAUUGUUUAGAUUGAAAAACUUGUAGGUCUUGUUAAGUUCAUUGUGAAAGACAUAGAAAGGCUUUGGUGUCCCUUCCAAAAUAAUAAAGAAUCUGUACAUCUUAGGAUGGCUUGUAAUUUUUUGGCAGAGUAUUAUAAGAGUUGUGUAACAGCAGUGUUCCCUGUAAGCAGGCCAUCCUUCCUCUCCUCUUGGGGACGACCCUCCCCAUAUUUGUCUCAUCCUAUAUAUAGUGUGGGUUUCAGUUUGAAGUAAAAAUAAUUUUUUUCUGUUUGUCAGAUGAAUAAAGAAAAUAAAUUCUACUCUGCUAAUGGAGGCUUCUGCAGGGCCCUGUUUAGGCCCUUUGAAGAUGCAUUUCUUUACCUUUUGUACAGAAAAGGUUUCUCAGAAAAUAUCUGAUAAAUACUGCCCCAGUUUCAGCUGUCAUAUCAUGCUGCAUUGGCAAACAAAAGAUUAAAAAAAAACUUUUAUAUCCUAUGUUAUGAAGUGUUACAAAUAAAUGAUUGUCCAGGGGUUUUUUGAGAAGGAAGAGCUCAACCCUAUAUCCAGCCACAAGAAUGGAUGCUGAAACAUUCCAAAGUACUUC